Messenger RNA from Brassica oleracea var. oleracea, 1487 nucleotides. RefSeq lists its product as uncharacterized. Gene Ontology annotation, molecular function: glycosyltransferase activity. Bases 184 to 1335 code for a protein of 383 amino acids. The record is from RefSeq and is a predicted model, not a curated record. The transcript has a single exon. Gene Ontology annotation, cellular component: membrane. NCBI's taxonomy places the organism in Eukaryota, Viridiplantae, Streptophyta, Magnoliopsida, Brassicales, Brassicaceae.
GCCAUUGAAUUGAAUUGAAAAUUUCCAUAAUUAGUACUCUAAAUUUUAUUAAUACAAGUUGCACCAAAUCCCACUCUCUCACUCUAGAAAAAUGUAUCAUCGAUUCUAAUCAUACUCCACUUUGUUUCUCUCUCUACAAAGUAAAAAGCAGUCACUGGUUUUUUAAUCUUUCCGGCGAGAGAUAUGCUGUCUCCGACGCUGUUCCCUCUCUUCUGCGCUUUGUUUCUCUGUCUACCAGUCGCAGUCAUCUUCACAGUCCAGCGAGAACUCACCGGCGUCGCCUCGCCGGAGUUUGGUUUCCGCUCUCUCUCCGUCUUCUCUCUUUACGCCCGAAACGUCCCCGACGCUUCUUCUCCGCCGCUUCGUAUCGCACCUCCUAUCCCCAAAGACGACGAACCGCUUCUCCGACUCGCUUCACAAGUAAACCCGAAUCACCCGCCCGGGUCGACCCGGAAAGUGGCGUUUAUGUAUAUAACCACGACGCCUCUCCCGUUCGCGCCUCUGUGGGAGAUGUUCUUCAACGGAAGCUCCUUCAAGGAUCUCUACAAUGUCUACAUCCACGCGGAUCCGACCCGGGACUACGACCCGGUUUUCUCCGGAGUGUUUUCAAACCGGGUGAUUCACUCAAAACGCUCGGAGCGAUACACACCAACUCUCGCCGCUGCGGCGCGUCGGUUAUUGGCACACGCGCUUCUCGACGAUCCGCAGAAUUACAUUUUUGCCCUCUUCUCGCCUUCGUGCGUUCCCAUCCGCUCAUUCGACUUCACUUACAAGACUCUUGUCUCCUCACGGAAGAGCUUCAUCGAGAUACUCAAAGACGAGCCGUGGCAGCUCGAGAGGUGGGCGGCGCGCGGAGACGACGCGAUGCUCCCCGAGGUGAAGCUGGAGGAUUUUCGGAUCGGGUCUCAGUUCUGGGCCUUGACGAGGAGGCACGCGCGCAUGGUGGCGCGUGAUCGGCGGAUAUGGGAGAAGUUCAACAAGACGUGCGUGAGGGAAGACACGUGCUAUCCCGAGGAGAAUUACUUUCCCACCCUUGUGAAUUUGAGGGACCCGCGCGGGUGUGUUCCCGCUACUCUGACUCACGUGGACUGGACCGUCAACGACGGAGGUCACCCGAGGAUGUACGAGGCGGAGGAAGUUGUGCCUGAGCUGAUCGUGCGGCUGAGGAAGUCUAGACCGAGAUACGGUGAGGAUGGAAUCAACGGUUCAGAUUGGUCUGUGAGUAAGCGGAGUGAUCCUUUUCUGUUCGCUAGGAAGUUUUCUCCUGAAGCGCUCGAGCCGUUGUUGGGUAUGGCUAGGAGUGUGUUGUUCAAUGACUCGGCUUGUGAUGCGUGAAUGGUUCGCUGAUGCCGUUGUUGUAAAUUUAGGUUUAGUUUUUGUUUUAAAGUUGGAUAAAAUAAAUGUAAUUAAAAGGGUAGCUGGGAAAAACAAAAAAAAACCCAGUCUAUCAUUAUCUUGUUUGAUGCUGAGUCAGACGUAAAAAAUUA